Molecule: messenger RNA, 1200 nt
Organism: Beta vulgaris subsp. vulgaris (sugar beet)
Lineage: Eukaryota; Viridiplantae; Streptophyta; Magnoliopsida; Caryophyllales; Amaranthaceae
Product: DNA repair protein REV1-like
Exons: 9
Coding region: 146-1003 (285 amino acids)
Biological process (GO): error-prone translesion synthesis; error-free translesion synthesis
Cellular component (GO): nucleus
Molecular function (GO): DNA-directed DNA polymerase activity; damaged DNA binding; deoxycytidyl transferase activity
Source: RefSeq, a predicted model, not a curated record
CUUCCGCCAACUAUCCUACUCGAGAUUAUGGUUGUUAUAGGAUCCUUAUUGCAGUUAGCAUCCUGGUUUUGAUACAGUCUAUAUAUAUAUAUAUAUAUAUUAUUCAAAUAGUAAUACAUUUAUUGGAAUAGGGGUGAAAGUUAGAAUGUUUGUCAGAGAUGCAAAGGCUCGCUGUCCUCAUCUACUAAUUGUACUUUACAAUUUUGAAGCUUAUGAGGAGGUUGCUGACCAGUUUUACAACAUCUUGCAUAAACACUGCGAUAAAGUGCAGGCAGUAAGUUGUGAUGAAGCAUUCCUGGAUAUCACUGGUUCAGAUGUGACAGAUCCUGAGAUUUUAGUUUCAGAAAUAAGAAAAGAAAUCCUGGAAAGCACAUGUUGCACAGCUAGUGUAGGGAUUGGUGCCAAUAUGCUUAUGGCUCGUCUUGCCAUUAGAAAUGCUAGCGAACACUUUCUUUCGAGCCUGUGCAAGGAGGUUUCUUUGCGCUUGCAGGGGUGUGGUUUACAAGGGCGUACUUAUACACUAAAGAUUAAGAAGCAUAGAAAAGAUGCAAGGGAGCCUGCAAAAUACAUGGGGUGUGGAGAUUGUGAAAAUCUCAGUCACUCUAUGACAGUUCCAAUUGCUACUGAUGAUGUAGACAUUCUCCAAAGGAUAACAAUGCAGUUAUAUGGAUCAUUUCACAUAGAUGUCAAAGAUAUUCGAGGAAUCGGGUUGCAGGUGACUAAGAUGGAGAGUGAUGAUAAUAUGAAGCAAGGGCAUGAGAGAAAUUCUAUGAGGUUGUGGCUUGCAUCUGGCUCAACAAGCUCCAGUAAACAGUGUAACUUGCGUGAUACAAGUCAAUCCUACCUUGAGCUUGUUGGACCUUCAGUGAUGAGGCCAAUUCCGUCGUUCCAUGAGACUCGCUCAAACUCACCACUGCCAUCACUGGAUGAUCUUGAUCUGGGUGUUAUUGAGAGCCUCCCUCCCGAGUUGUUUUCAGAGAUUAAUGAUAUUUAUGAUAAUUAGUUCUUGGAUGCCGAUUUUGACAUCUGAGGAAGCUUAAUAAUUAGAUUAUGACGUGAUUUGUUUGAGUCUAUAUUAGGAACAAUCCAACGUAGAUAUAAUGGGGAUGUGCUAUAACAAAUACUUUAACCGUAGUUUGUUUACAUAGUGAAUGUUUUUGUAAUUGGAUCUGACUUCUGCUCACCUUCUUGCCUAGUAGU